AUGGCCCUGAUCAUCAUCGCCGGUUCUGAGACCAAUGCAACUCUCUUGGUCAGCAUUGCCUCUAUCCUCGCCGAGCACCCUGAAAUACAACAAAAAGUAGCCGAAGAAGUACGGUCAACGUUCACCAAUGAAGAUGAACUCACCGCCUCAUCCGUCAACAAGCUGACCUACCUGCGAGCCUGCAUCAACGAAGCAAUGAGAUUGUUCCCGCCCGCUGCAAUUGGCGGACCGAGAGUUGUCUCCAAAGGCGGAGCUACAAUCGCCGGCCACUUUGUGCCUGAAAAUACAAUCGUGGCUGUUGCUCAAUGGGCAGCAUACCACUCAGCCGAGCGCUUUGCCAAGCCUCAUGAGUAUCGCCCUGAACGUUGGCUCAAAGAACAUCCAUUCGAAGGCGAUAAUCUUGAAGUCUUUCAGCCCUUUGGAUUCGGUAACAGAGAUUGUAUAGCCAGAAACUUGGCACACGUUGAGUCGAGACUUGUGCUGGCAAAGAUUAUCUGGAACUUUAACAUUCGUGUCUACGCUAGACAUGAGAAGUGGAGAGAGGAGCAGAAGUCGUACGUCCUUUGGGAUAAGAAGGACUUCUUUUGCAACACUGGAGCCUGUUCGGUAGAGGGUCAGGUUUUCUAUCUUGAGGCCUGGGGCGGGCGGUGGAGCGAAAGUCUGAUGUGCAGGAGCAAAACGUUGGCGGAAUAUAGCACGAUAUGA
Messenger RNA from Pochonia chlamydosporia 170, 705 nucleotides. Its product is annotated as cytochrome P450. The transcript is spliced from 3 exons. The coding region runs from base 1 to 705 and encodes 234 amino acids. The record is from RefSeq and is a predicted model, not a curated record. Lineage: Eukaryota; Fungi; Ascomycota; Sordariomycetes; Hypocreales; Clavicipitaceae. Gene Ontology annotation, molecular function: monooxygenase activity; iron ion binding; oxidoreductase activity, acting on paired donors, with incorporation or reduction of molecular oxygen.